Protopolystoma xenopodis is the source of this 462-nucleotide messenger RNA. The record is from the annotation of a GenBank genome assembly. NCBI's taxonomy places the organism in Eukaryota, Metazoa, Platyhelminthes, Monogenea, Polystomatidea, Polystomatidae.
AUGUGUAACAAGAACAUUGCUGACCGUAUUUACAGCAAAGCAUUUCAUGAACUCAGCGCUUACCAGAGGGUAGUUCUUAUUCGAGCCUUAGUUGAGUCAACUCUGCGCGCCUUUGAUAACUUACGCGCCUCUCUCGACCGUUGGGCCGAUUGGGAGGCGAGCCGACCCGUGGAGCUGGGUUAUGACCCUACUGACGGCAUUGUUUAUCUUCGCUUCCCGAGCCUUAUUGACGCAGAGAUCUGCACACCUUGUCGCAUUUACAGUCUUCCUCGGCCUCAGGCUGAGUUCACUUUUCCUCCUACCUGGCCCAACGAAACUCAGCCCACUGAGGCCUUAUCCACAAGGACUCCCAUAAAUGAGCUAGCUCUUGCAGAAGAUAAUUUGGAGUCCAAGGAUGAAGAAAUAGGCUCCCAAGGACAGACAAAACGAAGACGAUAUAAACGGUAUCUGCAACGCUCAUAG